AUGUCUCUUGGACUUUCUAUGGCUAAGGAUACACACUCAUCUAAUUCAGUGGUCUGUGGUCCCACCAUCCCUAAAGACUGCAAGAUUCUGACUACACUCAACGGCAUGUGCUUUCAAAUAAGCGAGAACAAUGAAGCGAGUGCUCCUAUACCGGGUGCUGUGAGAAGCUGCCCUUUAGAAAUAGAUAUUGCUUUUCUGAUGGACGGCUCCAGCAGCGUAGAAGACGAAGAUUUCAUUAAAAUGAAAACAUUUGUUAUAACAAUAAUCGAGAGCUUUUCAACAUGCAAUGCUCAGGUAUUUGUUUUGAGGAUUUCAAGACUUACUUUAUACUACAAUGGUUUACAUUGUUCACCAGCAAGGUCAGAAAUUAAAAGGGGUUUGCACAAAAAAACAACAACAAUUGCUGAAGGAGUCCAGUCUACUGGAGAUUCUGCCACAAUGGAGUUUGCUCAGGAGGGGUUUAGUGCAGCGUUUACAUCAAAUCCUCAGAUUGGUUCAUACUUUGGAGCUGAGGUCUGUGUAGUCGAUCUGAACUCUGACUCGAAAACAGAUCUUCUAUUAAUAUCUGCACCCACAUAUACAGACUCUCAUUCUGAAGGCAGAGUUUUUGUGUACUUUUACUCUCGACUGCCAUACUUCAGUUUUUCUGAUGUGGUGCUGGUGGGCAUGGCCGGUCAGAGGGGUCGCUUUGGCUCUUCUCUGGCCAGUCCAGCAGAUCUGAAUGGUGAUGGUUAUAGGGAUGUGCUGGUUGGUGCUCCGUUAGAGGAAGACGGACAUGGCAGCAUCUACAUCUUCAAUGGAGGCACAGAUCGAAUAAAUCCGACAUACUCACAGAGGAUUCCCGGAUCAUCUGUGCACUCGGGUUUACAGUAUUUUGGAUUAUCUCUGAGUCAGUCCUCUUUAGAUCACAGCGGAGACACUCUACCAGACAUUGCUGUUGGAUCUAAAGGAGCAGUUUUGCUUUUAAGGUCCAGACCUAUGGUGUCUGUGGUUCCGAAAGUAACCUACAGCAGCUCCACAAUCUCCACCAGUGAAACAAACUGCUCAAGGCCUCUGGAAAACACCUUGACUGUGUGCUUCAAUAUGAGUGGAUACAAACACGCUAUUACAGAUUUUUGUGUUGACAACCUCAAAGUGGACUUCAACUUUAAUGAAUCUUUAAACAUAGAGAUUGGGAUAAUGCAGGAGAUCAGUCUGUCUGUGUUUGUGGAGAACAGAGGAGAAAAAUCACUCCACACUCAGUUCAGCCUCAAAUAUCCCUUCGGACUUUCCUACAGGAAAGUUCUGCCUCGGCUGGUAAGACGAGAUGAUGCUCAGGGCAUGUGGGAUUAA
Molecule: messenger RNA, 1332 nt
Organism: Danio rerio (zebrafish)
Lineage: Eukaryota; Metazoa; Chordata; Actinopteri; Cypriniformes; Danionidae
Source: RefSeq, a predicted model, not a curated record